AAUUUUUACAAAAUGGAAGGAAGCUCCUAAAAUUUGCUUUUAUUGUGACAAAGAAGGUUAUAUUAAAAGAGACUAUAAGGAGCUAAAAGCCUCAAUAGAAACAAGAAGGCUUCUAAGAGAGGCCAAAGAACAAAGAGAGAAUGCUAAGUCUAUAGCCUCCAAUUCUCCAAAAAUCGCUUUUAGUCAAGACAACCCAUAUAUCAAUCAAGAAACUUUA
Racocetra persica is the source of this 217-nucleotide messenger RNA. The record is from the annotation of a GenBank genome assembly. Lineage: Eukaryota; Fungi; Glomeromycota; Glomeromycetes; Diversisporales; Gigasporaceae.